Trematosphaeria pertusa is the source of this 953-nucleotide messenger RNA. Its product is annotated as DUF962-domain-containing protein. Lineage: Eukaryota; Fungi; Ascomycota; Dothideomycetes; Pleosporales; Trematosphaeriaceae. The coding region runs from base 213 to 782 and encodes 189 amino acids. Gene Ontology annotation, biological process: sphingoid catabolic process. Gene Ontology annotation, cellular component: endoplasmic reticulum. The record is from RefSeq and is a predicted model, not a curated record. The transcript is spliced from 5 exons.
GGUCGGGGUCAUGCGAUAUAAACCGGCUCCUCCUGCUGCUGCUUGUCUGCGCACUUGAGCGACUCUUGUUGGCUUUUUGUAAGGCCUUUGUCUGCUUUUUGCUUGCUUGGAGUGGUGUGAUCGUCUUAUUCGCAGCUGUCCGUCGACUAUUGGUCUUAUCGAUACGAUACGCGAUCUAGCAUUGUUUCUAGGGCUCCACCAACGACGCAAAGAUGCCGCUUUUCGACUUGAAGAAACAGCUCGUCUUCUACGGCGCAUACCACGCCGACCCUACCAAUGUCAAAAUCCACAUAACCUGCGUCCCCAUCCUCCUAGCCACCGGCUUCCUCUUCGCGACCAACACCCCCUCCCUCCGCACGCCGCCCCUCCUCACGAAGCUCCACCUCCCGCUCAACCUGGGCACGCUCGCCGCAACCACCUACUCGACGCUGUACCUGCUGCUGAGCCCGAACGUCGCGGGCGCCGCGCUCGCGCCGCUCGUCAUGGCGGCCGGCGCGCUGGCCAACUACCUCACGGCGACGUACAACCGGCGCAAGGCGAACACGGUUGCGGUGGGCGUGCACGUGGUGUGCUGGAUCCUGCAGUUCAUCGGGCAUGGGAAGUUCGAGGGGCGGAAGCCGGCGCUGCUGGAUAAUCUGGUGCAGGCGCUGUUUCUGGCGCCGAUGUUUGUGUGGUAUGAGGUGCUGUUUAAGUUUGGGUUUUACAAGGAGUUGAGGAAGGAGGUGGAGGAGCGGGUUGCGGCGGAGAGGAGGAAGUUGAAGGAGGGGAAGAAGGGAGAGUGAGUGGAGUUGGACGGGCUAAGUUGGGCAUUCGGUUCGUUUUUGCUUGCGACCGGAUUUGACUAUGCAUCCGGCAUUCUGGAACCCUUCAGCUCCCUAAGCAAUGUUCAGUCGAUGUACUUUCCUCUAUAAGUUUUUAAUUGGGAAUAACUACGUAUGCAUCGUCCUGGUGCC